Messenger RNA from Struthio camelus australis, 273 nucleotides. NCBI's taxonomy places the organism in Eukaryota, Metazoa, Chordata, Aves, Struthioniformes, Struthionidae. The record is from RefSeq and is a predicted model, not a curated record.
AUGCAACAGAUGAUAGAGUAUAGGCUAGCAGAGAAAGGCGAUGUGACUCUGGACCCUCAGACAGCUCAUCUCAAUCUGGUGCUCUCAGAGAAUCUCAAGAGUCUUAGUGUCAAAUCCAAGCAGGUUGGGGUCUUCCUUGACGACGAAACUGGAAAAGUCUCCUUUUAUAACAUGACUAUCUACUCUCAUAUUUACAUGUUUGAUGUCAUCUUUGAUGAGCCACUCUGUCCCCUCUUCUAUCCAGGCAUAUGCGUAUCGCAGCUGGACUCUUAG